AGCAUACAGAAGAGCAGUAUGAGGUCUGAGAACAAGAGCAGCGUGUCAGAGUUCCUCCUCCUGGGGCUCCCCAUCAUGCUGGAGCAGCAGGACCUGUUCUUUGUCUUAUUCCUAUGCAUGUACCUGACCACAGUGAUGGGGAACCUGCUAAUCAUCCUGCUCAUCAGGCUGGACUCUCGCCUACACACCCCCAUGUACUUCUUCCUCAGCCACUUGGCCUUCUCUGACAUUUCCCUUUCAUCUAUCAUGGUUCCAAAGAUGCUCAAGAACAUGCAGACUCAGCAACAAUCUAUCCCCUAUAUGGGGUGCAUUUCUCAGUUGUAUCUUUUCAUAGUUUUUGGUUGUCUUGACAAUUUCCUUCUUGCAGUGAUGGCAUAUGACAGGCAUGUGGCCAUCUGUCAGCCACUCCACUACACAACUGUUAUGAGGCAGGAGCUGUGUGUCUCACUAGUAGCUGGGUCCUGGUUCUUCUGUUGUGCACAUGCCCUUUUGCACACCCUCCUCUUGGUCCAAUUGUCCUUCUGUGCUGACAAUACCAUUCCCCACUUCUUCUGUGACCUCACUGCACUCCUGAAGAUAAGCUGCUCAGACAUCUCUCUCAAUGAGCUGGCCAUCUUCACUGAGGGAAUAAUGCUUUUGAUUCUGCCUUUGACUGGUGUCUUGGGCUCAUAUAUCUGUAUAGGGACCACCAUCCUAAGAGUCCCCUCUACCAAGAGACUCUUUAAAGCCUUUUCUACUUGUGGCUCCCAUCUCCUUGUGGUAUCAUUGUACUAUGGGACACUUGCAGGUGUCUACUUUUUCUCCACAUCAUGGGACUCCAAUGACAAAGUCGUAAUUGCUUCAGUCGUGUAUACAGCGGUUACCCCCAUGCUGAAUCCCUUCAUAUAUAGCCUGAGGAACAGAGAUAUAAAACAUGCCCUAGAAAUAUUUGUCAAUAGGGCUAAAUUCUUUCAGUGA
This is a messenger RNA of Equus quagga, 957 nucleotides long. Its product is annotated as olfactory receptor 1J4-like. NCBI's taxonomy places the organism in Eukaryota, Metazoa, Chordata, Mammalia, Perissodactyla, Equidae. Gene Ontology annotation, biological process: G protein-coupled receptor signaling pathway. The transcript has a single exon. The record is from RefSeq and is a predicted model, not a curated record. Bases 19 to 957 code for a protein of 312 amino acids. Gene Ontology annotation, molecular function: G protein-coupled receptor activity; olfactory receptor activity. Gene Ontology annotation, cellular component: membrane.